Molecule: messenger RNA, 1921 nt
Organism: Prosopis cineraria
Lineage: Eukaryota; Viridiplantae; Streptophyta; Magnoliopsida; Fabales; Fabaceae
Product: tryptophan--tRNA ligase, chloroplastic/mitochondrial-like
Exons: 15
Coding region: 90-1331 (413 amino acids)
Biological process (GO): tryptophanyl-tRNA aminoacylation
Cellular component (GO): chloroplast; mitochondrion
Molecular function (GO): ATP binding; tryptophan-tRNA ligase activity
Source: RefSeq, a predicted model, not a curated record
UGUCGUAUAGUUUGAUCAAAACCAAAGGUCUCUCGCAGUCGUGAGGUGCAUUUCGAUAAAACUCAGCAGAAGACGGCCGUUGAAGUAAGAUGGGUCGCGCGUUUCUUUCUCAAAUCCUGAUUCUCUCAUCUUCGUCUCCGCACUUUGCUCCUUCGCUGUCGUGUAUUGGACCGAGGUUCUCGAAGGCCACUGCCAGGAACCUUCUUCGUUCUCACCGACCACUUAUACUCAGUGGAGCGUGCGUCCGCUGUUAUUCUAGCAUUGUAUCUGCUUCAGAGACUUCUCCGACCUCUGUAAAGAAACGGGUAGUUUCAGGAGUUCAACCUACAGGGUCUAUUCACCUUGGGAACUAUCUCGGUGCCAUAAAGAAUUGGAUUGGACUUCAGAAUACAUAUGAUACACUUUACUUCAUCGUGGACCUGCAUGCGAUCACAUUACCAUAUGACACACAACAAUUAUCUAGGACAACAAGGGAGACAGCAGCCAUUUAUCUGGCAUGUGGUGUUGAUACAUCAAAGGCAUCUGUAUUUGUGCAAUCCCAUGUUCGUGCACAUGUAGAAUUGAUGUGGCUGCUAAGUUCUGCCACACCAAUUGGUUGGCUGUACAGAAUGAUUCAGUUUAAAGAGAAAUCCCGCAAGGAGGGAGAUGAAAAUGUUGGGGUCGCUCUUUUGACAUAUCCUGUUCUAAUGGCUGCUGAUAUUCUUCUAUAUCAGUCAGACUUUGUCCCAGUUGGUGAAGAUCAAAAGCAGCAUUUGGAAUUAACCCGUGAAUUGGCUGAACGUGUUAAUUAUUUAUAUGGAGGAAGGAAGUGGAAGAAGUUAGGCGGCCGAGGUGGUUCCAUAUUUAAGGUUCCAGAGCCCCUCAUACCUCCAGCUGGAGCCCGAGUUAUGUCACUAACUGAUGGUCUUUCCAAGAUGUCAAAGUCUGCACCUUCUGAUCAAUCCAGAAUCAAUCUUCUUGAUCCAAAAGAUCUGAUAGCAAACAAGUUAAAACGUUGCAAAACUGACGCAUUCACUGGCUUAGAAUUUGACAAUCCAGAAAGGCCUGAAUGUAACAAUCUUCUUUCCAUAUACCAGCUCAUUACUGACAAGACAAAAGAGGAAGUUCUGCAAGAAUGCCAAAAUAUGAACUGGGGCACAUUCAAAGCCCUUUUAACAGAUGCCCUGAUCGAUCAUCUGCAUCCCAUUCAGGUUCGCUACGAGGAAAUCAUGUCUGAUUCUGGUUAUUUAGAUGAAGUCUUGGUUGAAGGUGCUAGAAAAGCUUCUGAGAUAGCAGAUGCUACUCUCCAGAACGUUUACCAGGCAAUGGGAUUCUUGAGAAAACAGUCAUAGUCAUGCUUGGGCGAAUAAUUUAAAAGAUGAAGAGAGAGAAUGACAAUUAGGUCUCAGAAUACUAAUUUAAUUAUAAUUAGGUUACUAACAAAAUUUUCUGUGAACUUAAUUGAAAAUAAAAAUUUAAGCAGUUACAAAUUCACGAGCCUCAACGAUGAGUAAGAGCCUAAUUAUUGGUAAAUUGAUAUUUUAAGACUUGAUUGUCAUUCUUGCAAAGAUGAGUGCGACAGCAACUUAAAGCUAACUUUUGGAUGAUUCAUCGUGGUCCCACACUAUUCGAUGUCCAAGUCCCAUAAGUUCCUGAUGCAAAGCACUAAAUACUAGACAGGUUAUUUUUCAUAUCCCGUGUUCGCGAUGAAUUUAGUUGUCACCUUCAUAUUUUAUGAACUUUUCCAUCAUUAUUUGUACUUAUAAUUAGUUCGUGAAAAAUAAGUUAUCUUGCUGUUAUAUCUUACCAAGCCACUCAGCUCCCUCAUCAUUUAAGUCUGCUAAUUGAGCAUUGGGGGUACAUCAGCUGUGUUAUGUAUCUUCAACUCUUAAGCUUAUUAAUUGGUUCCUCAUUAGUAAUCAUCUUUGUGGAUCUUAUUGAA